This is a messenger RNA of Theileria equi strain WA, 546 nucleotides long. RefSeq names its product signal peptide-containing protein. NCBI's taxonomy places the organism in Eukaryota, Apicomplexa, Aconoidasida, Piroplasmida, Theileriidae. Bases 1 to 546 code for a protein of 181 amino acids. The transcript has a single exon. The record is from RefSeq and is a predicted model, not a curated record.
AUGAAGGUUCUAGCUGUACUAUUGGCGGUGUCUCUGGUAAGACUCUGCCGCUGUGGAGAUGAUGAUGGCGCUAAAGGAGCAUUAAAGGGGGCCUUCACAGAAACUCCCGAGGGUCUUUCUCCUGCUGAGACAACCACAGCCGUUACCCUUGAUAUUGCCAGUCCGAAUCAUACAAACUUGGAUGUGCAUACAAAGGACGGUGGUUGUUUUGAGUACAAGCUAUACCUUCCAAAGGACACCUUUCGUAUAUCUUCAGUGAGUGAUGGAGAAGAGGAACUUUGGAAGGCUGCCGGGGAUAAAAACUGUGAAGUCGUGAUAUCAUUUAGGAAGGAAGAUCACGCCCUCGUAACCGUAUUUUUAAGUGGUGGUAAUAACGACCAGUCUAAAUAUUUUGAGAAAAUUAGUGGAGCAUGGAAGGAGCUAAAGAAGGAGGAAUUGGAUAAGAAGAUAGAGGAGAUGAUAAAGUAUAUCACUUGUCAAACUCAUACAGAAGUUCCUCAGGAUGUUAGUGCUUCUAUUAUACUCGAUCUUGCCAGUAGACAGUAG